CGCGCGCGCACACACACACUCGUCCUGUCCGCGCAUCCGCAGCGUCGCGCUCGCUCUGUCUCUCUCUCUCGCCCGCGGCUGACGCGCUGACGCGGGCCGCUCCUGCUGGAUAUGUGCAUGUUAUAGUCGUAGGUUGAAGGCCAGGAGACAUGCCGGUGUGAAGCGGUCUCAGAUAUCAGUAUCUUCCGCGUUAUCUUCGCUAAGCGCGGGUCCGAGCGCCGGUGCGGAGCGCGCGGCCUGUAAACACAAGAUGUCGACCAGAACGCCAUUGCCCACCGUCAACGAGCGCGACGCCGAGAAUCACACGUCUGUGGAUGGCUAUGCGGACACACCAGCGCCCCCCACCAAAUCAGCGAGUCGCCAGAGUCUCCCGCGCUGUAGGAACUCGGUGGCGUCCAUCACGGACGAGCAGCCGCACAUCGGGAACUACAGACUGCUCAAAACCAUCGGCAAAGGGAACUUUGCUAAAGUCAAACUGGCCCGCCAUGUUUUAACAGGAAGAGAGGUAGCGGUGAAGAUCAUCGAUAAAACACAGCUGAACCCCACAAGUCUACAAAAGCUCUUUCGUGAAGUGAGGAUUAUGAAGGUCUUAAAUCAUCCUAAUAUAGUUAAGUUAUUUGAAGUCAUUGAAACAGAGAAGACGCUGUAUUUAAUAAUGGAGUAUGCAAGUGGAGGUGAAGUGUUUGACUACUUAGUGGCUCAUGGGAGGAUGAAGGAGAAGGAAGCCAGAGCAAAGUUUCGGCAGAUCGUGUCUGCAGUGCAAUAUUGCCACCAGAAGAGAAUAGUCCACAGGGAUCUCAAGGCUGAAAACUUGCUGCUAGACGCGGACAUGAAUAUAAAGAUCGCAGACUUCGGCUUCAGUAACGAGUUCACGAUCGGGAGUAAGCUGGACACGUUCUGCGGCAGUCCCCCGUACGCGGCUCCCGAACUCUUCCAGGGCAAGAAGUACGACGGGCCCGAGGUGGACGUCUGGAGUCUGGGGGUGAUCCUCUACACGCUGGUCAGCGGGUCGCUUCCCUUCGACGGACAGAACCUGAAGGAGCUGCGAGAGAGAGUGUUGCGAGGGAAGUAUCGCAUACCCUUCUACAUGUCCACUGACUGUGAAAAUCUUCUGAAGAAACUCUUGGUGCUUAACCCAGGCAAACGGGGAAGUCUAGAGCAAAUCAUGAAGGACCGCUGGAUGAAUGUAGGUCACGAGGAAGAGGAGCUGAAGCCGUAUACAGAACCCGAGCCCGACUUCAGCGACACCAAACGCAUAGAACUCAUGAUCACCAUGGGUUUCCCUAAAGACGAGAUCACAGAGGCGUUAGUGGGGCAGAAGUAUGAUGAGGUCAUGGCCACGUAUCUUCUGCUGGGCAGGAAACCUCCAGAGUUUGAAGGGAGCGAUUCGCUGUCCUCCACAAACCUGUGUCAGAGGUCCCGCCCCAGCAGUGACCUGAACAACAGCUCCACGCCGUCUCCCGCUCACUCCAAAGUCCAGCGCAGCAUCUCCGCCACGCAGAAACAGCGCCGCUUCAGCGACCACGUCGCCCCGUCCAUCCCCCCGACCGUGUCUUACACCAAGCGCUCGCAGGCCAACAGCGUGGAGGGGGAGAAGAAGGAGGAGUGGGACGCGUCCCGUAAGCUGGCCUCCUCCAGCUCGAAAGCGGACGUGGCCGUCUCUCCUCUGGUGGCCCAGGAGCGCAGGAAGACCUCGGCCGCAGGGAACAGCGCUGCCGGAAUGACCAGGAGGAACACGUAUGUGUGUGAGAGAUCCAGCACAGAGCGGCACUCGGCGAUCCCUAACGGCAAAGACAGCAGCUUGACGGAGAUGUCGGGCUCUGCGAGCGCCUCCUCCUCGGUGUCUCCCGGAGGCUCCUCGGCUGGGGCCUCCACUCGCCCGCGCCACGUCAAGUCCAUGUCCGCCUCGGGACACCCCAACAAGUCCCCGCUGCCGCCCAUCGAGGACAACACGGAGUUCAAGGGGGCCCCGUCCACGUCUCCGUCAGCGCACAGCAUCAGCAGCAUGACCCCGGACCGGACCCGCUUCCCCCGGGGCACCUCGAGCCGGAGCACCUUCCACGGGGCGCAGCUCAGAGACCGGCGCAGCGCCACCUACAACGGCCCGCCCGCCUCGCCCACGCUGUCCCACGACACCGGCGCCCUCGCCCAGGCCCGGCGCGGGGCCUCCUCGGGCUUCAUCAGCAAGAUCACCUCAAAGUUUGUGCGGAGAACUCUGUCUUUCAGAACGGCGAGGUUGCCCAGUGAAGGAGAGGCCCGCGGUCGGGCGUACAGUCUGAGGAGCGGAUCCGGAGAACCCAAGGAGGAGGGUCGCGACUCGAAGCCGAGGUCGCUGCGCUUCACCUGGAGCAUGAAGACCACCUCGUCCAUGGAGCCGGGAGACAUGAUGAGGGAGAUCCGCAAGGUGCUGGACGCCAACAACUGCGACUACGAGCAGCGCGAGCGCUUCUUGCUCUUCUGCGUUCACGGAGACGCGCGGCAGGACAGCCUCGUCCAGUGGGAGAUGGAGGUCUGCAAACUGCCCCGCCUGUCCCUCAACGGGGUCCGCUUCAAGCGCAUAUCGGGGACCUCCAUCGCCUUCAAGAACAUCGCUUCCAAAAUUGCCAAUGAGCUCAAGCUGUAAGAGAAGGCUCCGACAAGACACGACACUAAAAAGGAGUUCCUCCAGGAAGUUUGAGUGCCAUUUUUUGAGUUCCUGCUUCUGUAAGCUACUGCUGUAAUGUUUAGUGGAGACGAAAAAAUACGAAUGCAAAAAGACGAGAAAACGCUCUUCAUGACCUCUAGCAUUAUACGCCUGGUUAAAACAACCAUCUUGCAAUAAUAUCGAAACCCUUUCAGGGUCGGCAGGACGGAGAAUCUGUCGAGCUAGUUAUCGUAACGAACUUUUUCCACAUGUACAGUUCAGAUUUAGAAUGUUUUUGUUGUAUUGAAUUGAUCCUAGAGUUGUAUAAAACGAGACUUUCAGCCUGCUUAUGUGGAGGUGUUGUAUAGCCACUAUUGAGCUCUGUACAGAAAAAUGAUGUUCAAUGUGUCAUACUUGUUUAGUUUGUUGCUUUUUCCCUCGACACCACCCAGUUUUAAUCGUUAUUUUACGUUCUCAACAUUCGUUUAUGCAACAAUGGAAAUUCGAUUAUUAUUCUCACCCUCAUCCGAUCAAGCCCGUAUGCUGAUGUUUUUCAUGACUUCAGCUUCAAAAAGGACAUGCGUUACGUUGUAUCAAUCCAAAAUUGUAAGUUGCGAAUCUCUGAAAAUGUGCCGCGUUUAGUGUUCUCUGGAGAAAUAACAACACACACGGAAGCAAAUAAUGACCGAACUUUCGUUUCGGGUGAAUUAUCCGUUUGAGUGAGAAUUAGAUGUGAUGGAAACCUCAGAGGAUGAAGUGGUGUGUGUGUGUGUUUCCCAGAUUCUGAGAAUAGCACAUUAACAUUCCUUAGAGAACACACACUGAGACUGACAUCACUGCAGUGUGUGUGUGUGUGUGUGUGGAGUGAGAGCAUUUCCCUGUCAGAAUCCAGAAAAGCUUCAACUAACUACAAGAAAUUUAUUUAUUAAGCCAUUUUAUGCCUUGUUUUAUUACCUGUAGAAACUGUUCAUCCAGAGAAUGCAUGACUUUUUUUUUUAAAUGUAAUUUGUUUUGUAUUAAGUGGCGAUGAUGAUGAUGAUGAUGAUGAUGAUGAUGGAUUACAACCACUCGUACUGGUACUUUCUACUAGUUCUUUUGUACUGAAGUAUUGAAGGUUAAAUGUGCAAUGCUGUCUAUGUUGUAUUACUGUAAUGCUGACUGAAGAGGUUGUGACUGCACACUUGUGAGGGAAGGUGGUAGUUUGAGGAGAAGGACUAGUGACUAAACAUAUUAUAAGGGUAAAGCUGUGAUUAAAGCGAGGCGUCGAACGUUCGAAUGUCAACUGUGAUGUUGGUACAUUUCCAGGACUAAUUUCUUUUCUUUUUUCAAAACGAAACUCUUUGGGAAGGAAGCUGAAGGCUGAGGAUCUCCAAAAAAAAAAAAUGCAAUUAACUCGACACAUUUCGUCCUUCCACACACUUUUCCCAUUUAUUCUCUCGACAUUGUACUGUACAUUUCUGCGGAUAUCCCUUGGGCCGCUGCGGUUCGACCUCAGUCCCACUGGAGCACAUUAAAGCUUACUUGAAAUGAGUCUUUGA
This is a messenger RNA of Pimephales promelas (fathead minnow), 4161 nucleotides long. NCBI's taxonomy places the organism in Eukaryota, Metazoa, Chordata, Actinopteri, Cypriniformes, Leuciscidae. The record is from RefSeq and is a predicted model, not a curated record.